Molecule: messenger RNA, 1988 nt
Organism: Trichoderma asperellum CBS 433.97
Lineage: Eukaryota; Fungi; Ascomycota; Sordariomycetes; Hypocreales; Hypocreaceae
Gene: ATG18
Product: autophagy protein
Biological process (GO): protein lipidation; nucleophagy; autophagy of mitochondrion
Cellular component (GO): extrinsic component of membrane; phagophore assembly site membrane; fungal-type vacuole membrane
Molecular function (GO): protein binding; phosphatidylinositol-3,5-bisphosphate binding; phosphatidylinositol-3-phosphate binding
Source: RefSeq, a predicted model, not a curated record
GAACGUACCAACCCAGUAGUGCCCGCAGUGGGCUGGAGACAAGGCGUCCACUAGGCCACAGCUCAGCGAGCUCGACACAAGCCUACUCCUCCUCUUCUGCAGUUUCGACGUGCUACAUUCAAUGUCGCAUCUUGGAUAUCCAACAUCAUAUCCCUGUCGACCAUAAACACGCCGUCGCCCUCCGCCCGCAUUGCCAUCGCGUUUAGCUAUACGUCCCCUACGUCUAUGCGCAUAUUCCCACUUCGUUUCUAUUGGCGCGACAUUUUGGAGCUCCAUCGACGUCAUAUCCAGCGCGAGUGGCCUGUAUCGAGUAACCUCAGUUUCAGACCUCCCGCCUGGCAAUAACCAUGGCAACCCCAACGCUUAACUUCAUCACCUUUAACCAAGACCAUAGCUGCCUUGCUGUUGGCACCUCCAAAGGCUUCGGCAUCUAUCACACGGACCCGUUCUCGCGUAUAUUCAGCAGCGAUGACGGAAACAUUGCGAUUAUCGAAAUGUUGUUUUCGACGUCUUUGGUCGCCCUGAUUCUCUCUCCCCGCCAUCUUAUUAUACAAAACACCAAGAGAGCUUCGGUCAUAUGCGAACUGACCUUCCCAUCCGCCGUAUUGGCCGUACGACUGAAUCGCAAGCGAUUAGCCGUUGUGCUCGAAGAAGAGAUUUAUUUAUACGACAUAAGCAACAUGAGCCUCCUCUACACCAUCCCUACCUCGCCGAACCCGUCUGCCAUAUGCGCCCUGUCGGCGUCCUCCGAGAAUUGUUACAUCGCAUAUCCGCUCCCUAAACCGAGGGAAGAGUCAGACAAUAGGCGACCCUCCCACGCUCCGCCGCAGUCCGCAUACGUUGCCCCCACGUCUGGAGAAGUUCUCAUGUUCGAUACAUUGACGCUCAAGGCUGUUAAUGUUGUGGAAGCUCAUCGCUCGCCGUUAUCUUGCAUCAGUCUCAACAGCGAAGGAACGAUGCUGGCAACUGCAAGUGAGACCGGCACUAUCAUUCGAAUAUUUUCGGUGCCCCGGGGCCAGAAGCUCUAUCAGUUCCGCCGUGGGACAUAUCCGUCUACAAUUUAUAGCAUGUCGUUUAAUCUCAGUUCGACACUACUAUGCGUUUCCUCUGCAUCAGACACUGUACAUAUAUUUCGUCUCAGCUCUCCUCCAGGCCAUACCACUCCAGCUGGUGCCCCAAUCGAGGCUCUGGGUUCUCCAAGACAAGAUCGGUGGUCUCGAGGACGAAGUCACGAUGGGGCGGAUUCGCCAAGUAAUAGUGCAACAGAAUCUCCAAAGAGUGAAACCGCAGAGCCCGCAGGUAAUGGCACUACGCCGGAUUCCAGUGCUCAGCCGGUAAAUCGCAAGCAAAGCGGCUCUUUCAGCAGUAUGCUACGACGCUCAUCCCAAAUUAUGGGUCGAGGUGUUGCUGGCGUGGUUGGCUCAUAUCUCCCACAAUCAGUUACUGAGAUGUGGGAACCGCUGCGAGAUUUCGCUUACAUCAAAAUUCCCAAAACUACCGGGCUCGGUGCUGGAGCUCGUCUACCGGGGCAAGGCUCCAAUCCACUUCGCAGCGUAGUUGCGAUGAGCAGCAGCAGCCCCCAGGUUAUGGUGGUGACAAGUGACGGAGGUUUUUACGUCUAUAAUAUCGAUAUGGAGCAUGGCGGAGAAGGUUACCUGGUUAAACAAUUCUCAGUUCUUGAAGGAGAUAGCAAAAGUGACCCUUCAGCCUACACAGGCUAAUAUAUUGGCAUUAACGUAGCAAACUCCCCAAUCUUAUACCCCCGAAACAAUUUUUGGGACUGGCGUAACCGGUAUUUCAGAAACGGCCUCAUUUUUGUGGCUUUUUAUUUCAUUUGUGUACUAAUGCAACACCCCGUCUUCGAUGCCAGUUUCAGUGUCGUCCUGGAAUAGCAUCACCUCGUUUAAUAGUACUUCAGACGUCACUAAUACGCCAAUUUUUGGACCAAAAUCAUUUUCUUUUUGCUUGGAUGAAAAAAAGUUAAGAAC